Molecule: messenger RNA, 660 nt
Organism: Rosa rugosa (rugosa rose)
Lineage: Eukaryota; Viridiplantae; Streptophyta; Magnoliopsida; Rosales; Rosaceae
Product: calcium-binding protein KRP1-like
Exons: 1
Coding region: 156-527 (123 amino acids)
Molecular function (GO): calcium ion binding
Source: RefSeq, a predicted model, not a curated record
AGGGAGACCAUAGCCCCUCUCCUUCCAAGAAGAACCCACUUGCUUCUUCUCUUAUAUAAAUUCAAUCAUCCAAUAUAUUUCUAUUCAACCCAAUAGAGAUAUCAAAGCAUCCAUAGCUUAGACGUCGUGCAAGAAAACAUCGAUCAUAAUCGUCAAUGGCAGGAGUUGGCAACAGGGCAAAUGUUGAUUUCGAAGACUUGUUACCGGAGAUGGCGGACAAGCUCGGUGGCGAGGGGCUGAUAAGGGAGCUCUGCAAUGGUUUCCAGCUGCUUAUGGACAAGGAGAGAGGGGUCAUUACGCUUGAGAGCUUGAGGAUGAACUCUGCUGUUCUGGGCCUUCAGGAUUUGAGAGAGGACGAGCUAGUGAGUAUGUUGAAGGAAGGUGACUUGGAUGGAGAUGGAGCUCUGAAUCAGAUGGAGUUUUGCGUUUUGAUGUUUAGAUUGAGUCCUGAGCUGAUGGAGGAGAGUUGGGUUUGGCUUGAGCAGGGCUUGCAGGAGGAGCUAAAUAGUAAUACUAAGAGACCUUGAUCUUGAUUUGUAUGUAUGUAGAAACUGAGGAAGAGUUUUGUGCUUUUUCCUCGGUUUGGUUGCAUUCUAGUCUUUACAUCUUCAUUGUUGUUCAUUCUGAAGCAAUGAAAUUGAAUACAGAGGAAUUAGUAGA